This is a messenger RNA of Mercurialis annua (annual mercury), 867 nucleotides long. RefSeq lists its product as uncharacterized. The coding region runs from base 1 to 867 and encodes 288 amino acids. Lineage: Eukaryota; Viridiplantae; Streptophyta; Magnoliopsida; Malpighiales; Euphorbiaceae. The record is from RefSeq and is a predicted model, not a curated record. The transcript is spliced from 2 exons.
AUGGAUAAUCAUACUCAUUCUGAGUUAGGAAAAAUUUGGAUUAUGUUCGAUAGCCUCAAAGUUGAUGUCCAGAAAGUUGACUCUAAUGACCAAAUGAUCCACUGUAAAGUGGAUAUGGAGGGUUUUAGUUUUUAUUGGACUGUUAUUUAUGGUUCUAACCAUCUGGUUGAUAGAAAGUGUUUGUGGCACAAGUUGAUUGACCUCUCUAGGAAAACUACUGGGGCCUGGUAUGUCCAAGGAGAUUUUAAUGCUGUCCUUACCAAUGAGGAUAGAUGUGGUGGAUGCCCCCUUGAUGAAGAUCAUUCCUAUGAGCUGAGUAAUUGUAUUUUUACUGCUGGUAUUUCAGAGCUUAAAAGUAUUGGUUGUCAUUUUACCUGGAAUAAUAAUCAGUUGGGGGAGAACAUAAUUUGGAGAAGGUUGGAUAGAGUUUUUGGCAAUGGAGAUGCUUGUGCAGCUUUUCAGAGAGUCUAUUUCGAAGCCUUAGCUUGUGGUGUUUCUGACCACAGUCCCUUUAUCACCAUCCUGCAGAAUGAUCAAGAGAGCGGCUUUAGAGGGUUUAAAUUCAAUAAUUUUUGGACUUUACACCCUGAGUUUAAUAAUAUUAUUGAUGAAGAGUGCAGGGUUGAGUACAGAGGUUUCAUGAUAAAUAGCAUUCUUAUUGAUGAGGAAAGAGCUAUGGCCAAUCAUUUCAGAUUCCUUCUUAGCUGUGAAGAGAGUUUUUAUAAGCAGAAAUCUAGAAUUCAGCGGCUUAACCUUGGAGACUCUAGCAGCAAGUUCUUCAACAAUUUAAUUAAAAUCAGGAGAAUGGUGAACUGUAUUCCCUCUCUUAAGUUGAAUGAUGGAAGAGUUAUAAGCUCUAAUAAAUAG